Panicum hallii is the source of this 1745-nucleotide messenger RNA. Its product is annotated as GATA transcription factor 12-like. The record is from RefSeq and is a predicted model, not a curated record. Gene Ontology annotation, molecular function: sequence-specific DNA binding; zinc ion binding. Bases 157 to 1335 code for a protein of 392 amino acids. The transcript is spliced from 2 exons. Gene Ontology annotation, biological process: regulation of DNA-templated transcription. NCBI's taxonomy places the organism in Eukaryota, Viridiplantae, Streptophyta, Magnoliopsida, Poales, Poaceae.
CUCUCUCUCUCUCUCUCUCUCUCUGCCUGCGUCAUUUCCGUUUCCGUCGCCCCCUCUCCUCGGCCACACGUCCAAAACCGAAGGAGCAAGCCAACAAAACCGGGCCGAGUAACGCAGGGGGCGCGGGGCGUUGCGGUGCGACGCGCAGUGCAGCUCAUGGAGGCGGCGGCGGGGGCCGAGUACGGGUACUACGGCGGCGGCGCGGGCCCCCGCGAGAGGAAGCCCGCGGGGUGCGGGGACCACUUUGUCGUGGACGACCUCCUCGUGCUCCCGUACGACGACGACGAGGAAGGGGACGGGGAGGCGGCGGCCGGGGACGCCGAGGCCCCGCCGUGCCUGCAGGCCGUCGACGCCGCCGGCGUCAAGGAGGAGGGCGGCCUCGGGAAUUUCUCGGCCGACUCGUCCACCGUCACGGCCCUGGACAGCUGCAGCAACUCCUUCUCCGGGCUGGGCGACGGCGACUUCCCGGGGGAAUUCUGCGAGCCGUACGAUCAAUUGGCGGAGCUGGAAUGGCUGUCGAACUACAUGGGCGAGGGCGACGAUGCCUUUGCCACCGAGGACCUUCAGAAGCUGAAGCUCAUUUCCGGCGGGUUCACCCCGGCGGUGAACGUGCCACCGGCUCCCGUGGCCCCUGCGGCUCCGGCUUCGGCUGCCUCCGCGGCGCAGCCCGGUAUGUUCCUCCCGGAGGCGCCGGUCCCCGCCAAGGCCCGUAGCAAGCGCUCCCGAGUGGCGCCAGGCAACUGGUCGUCGCGCCUCCUCGUGCUGCCCCCGCCCCCGGCCUCGCCGACGUCGCCGGCGUCCAUGGCCAUCUCCCCGGCGGAGUCCGGCGUCUCGGCCCAGGUGUUCCCCGCCAAGAAGCCGUCGAAGCCGUCCAAGAAGAAGGACGCGCCGCCGGCGCCGCAGGCGCAGCCCUCGAGCGCGCCCGGGGCGCAGCCGGGUGGCUCGGCGGCGUCGGCGGAAGGGCGGCGGUGCCUGCACUGCGAGACGGACAAGACGCCACAGUGGAGGACCGGGCCCAUGGGCCCCAAGACGCUGUGCAACGCGUGCGGGGUGCGGUACAAGUCGGGCAGGCUGGUGCCGGAGUACCGGCCCGCGGCGAGCCCCACCUUCGUGAUGUCGAAGCACUCCAACUCCCACCGCAAGGUGCUGGAGCUGCGCCGCCAGAAGGAGGUGCAGCACCAGCCACCGCACGUGAUCGCCGGCGGUGGGCCUGGCGGGAUGAUGCACAUGCAGAGCCCGCUGCUGUUCGACGGGCCCGCGGGGCCGCCCAUCGUCUCCGGCGACGACUUCUUGAUCCACCACCACUUAGGGGCAGACUACCGGCAGCUUAUCUAGAUAUGAGUCUAGCUUGUGCUAGAAUUGAUCAGUUAGCCCAGUAAUAAUUAAUGCAGCUAAACCCCAAGAACUCCCAAAAAAAACUAUGGAAGAACUACUAAUCUUCUAUUAGGAGUUCUUUUCCCCAGUUUUUUCCUCUUCCUUUUUGCUUGUUAUUAGUUCGCGUGCUUCUGUUCAGCUCUUCGAAAUUUUCGUGUCGAUUUCUGUUUAUGACCUCCUGUUUUCUUUUCAGCUUAAAUUCGCUCCUAACCUUCUUCUUAGAACCUUGUUCUGAGUUUAAUUCCUUAGCUUUUUUUUCCAUUUCGUUAGCAUUCUGUAAUUCAGCCCUUCAAGGCUAUUAGUGUGCUCUCUUCCAGUUAUUCCCAAUAUGCUGCCAGAACAUGAAAAGGAAAAGUGAAAAUUUUGGCUUA